AUGUCGUCUCUUAGCGUAGCGCAAAAAGUAACCCGAGUGUUGGUGGCUGGUGGUUCAUAUGCUGGCCUUUCGGUGACACUGAAUCUACUUGAUCUCUGCAAUGGUCUUUCACCGCGGUUCUCAGGCACAAACACUCCCGCGGAUAGAAGCCAGCAGACGCCUGUUGAAGUCACGAUAGUUGACGAACGAGAUGGAUUUUAUCACUUGAUAGGAACUCCGCUCGCAUAUGUCUCGAAAGAAUAUGCUGAAAAGGCCUGGAUCCGGUUCCAAGAUAUCCCUGCUCUACAAAUACCCUCGGUCAAAGUCCUCCGUGCUAGUAUUACGCAACUCAACUGCGAGGAGAAAUUUGCGACUGUCAAGGCAAUUGACACAAAGCAAAAUUAUAAGAUACCAUAUGACUAUUUCGUUGCUGCCUCGGGUUUGCGACGAACAAAGCCAUCGGCGCCGGUUGCGUUGACUAAAAAGGAGUAUUUGAAGGAUGUGUUGGAGCAUAUUCAACUGGUCGAGAGUGGGAAACAUGGGGUUGUUGUUAUUGGCGCUGGGGCCGUCGGCAUUGAGAUCGCCACAGAGGUCAAAAUGAUCUACCCUCAUCUGAAAGUUACAUUGAUUCACUCUCGACAACGGAUAUUAUCCUCCGAAGACUUACCAGAUGAAUUUAAAGAUGUGGCAUUGAACUUGGUCCAUGAAGCGGGUGUCGAGACAAUUCUCGGUGCUCGGGUAAAGGACACGAUCAAGAAGACCGACUCAAACUCCACAUUAUAUGAAGUCGUACUUUCAGACGAUCGCCGCAUCCAAGCCGAUUUUGUGAUCAAUGCCAUCUCCAAGUUUCAUCCAACUGCCACAUAUCUUCCGUCCACAGCGGUAGACGAGGAAGGUUACAUUAAAAUAAAGUCCAGCACCGAAUUUCAUGGCGACACCCCAAACGCCACCUUUCACUACGCAGCCGGCGACAUCGUUCGCUGGUCCGGCAUCAAACGCUGCGGUGCCGCAAUGCAUCAAGGCCUCCAUACAGCCGUCAACAUUCACCAACGAAUCCUCGCUGCCCGAACAGGUAUCACCCCUCGUUUCAAAGAGCUCGAUUCGAAUGUUCCGCCUAUGAUGGCUCUCGCCGUGGGAAAGAAGGCUGUUUCAUAUAGUCCGCAAGCUGGCACGAAGUCAGGAGAGGAUGUAUUGAAGGCGUGUUUCGGGGAUGACUUGGGAUUUACAAUAUGCUGGAAUUAUCUCCGUCUUGGAGAAGCGCCAUACAAGGUACACAAACCUUAUGAGUAUGGCGCGGGAAAGCGCGAUAAACUGACAGAAUUGCCGCUUUUGUUUAUUUUCGAUCUGUUCACGACGACGGGCAAAAACCUGUACUCCUUCAACGUUUUGUGA
This is a messenger RNA of Talaromyces amestolkiae, 1371 nucleotides long. RefSeq lists its product as uncharacterized. Gene Ontology annotation, molecular function: flavin adenine dinucleotide binding; electron-transferring-flavoprotein dehydrogenase activity. The transcript is spliced from 6 exons. Lineage: Eukaryota; Fungi; Ascomycota; Eurotiomycetes; Eurotiales; Trichocomaceae. The record is from RefSeq and is a predicted model, not a curated record. Gene Ontology annotation, cellular component: cytoplasm. Bases 1 to 1371 code for a protein of 456 amino acids.